GGUCAGAAGCAGCCAAAUGCGUAUAAAUACGCCGGCACGCAACACCUAUGCUAUCUUAAUACCAACCGCAAACCGAGAGCAAAGAGCCAAAGAUCAGAGACCCAGACGAAAGAGAGAAAGGGAGGAAGAGGCAGAGCAGUCGUCCGGGAGAGGAAAGACAGGAGAUAUUAUUCAGGUUUCUUGAGCGAGAAACGGUAAUGGGGAGGGGUGUUCUUGAGGUGCAUCUCGUCGACGCCAAGGGCCUCUCCGGCAGCGAUUUCCUAGGGAAGAUAGACCCGUAUGUGAUCGUGCAGUACCGGAGCCAGGAGCGCAAGAGCAGCACCGCCCGAGAUCAGGGGAGGAACCCGGCCUGGAACGAGGUGUUCAGGUUCCAGAUCAACUCCUCCGCGGCCAACGUGCAGCACAAGCUCUUCUUCCGGAUCAUGGACCACGACAACUUCUCCAGCGACGACUUCCUCGGCGAAGCAUCGGUGAACGUGACCGAUCUGAUCAGCAUAGGCAUGGAGCGCGGCACGUCGCAGCUGAACGCGGCCAAGUACAGCGUUGUCACCGCCGACAACUCGUACCACGGCGAGAUCAGAUUUGGCAUCACGUUCACCGCCGCCAAGGUCGAAGAAGAUGGGGGAGCGGUUGGAGGCUGGACGAACAGCUAUCGCGAGUAGAAGAACAUGCAUGUGACGGGAAGCAAGGAUUCCCAGCCGGCCGGUCGCGUCGUCCUUGGGUAGUAGUAGUAGUGGAGCCUGGAUGUUGCCUGAUUGAUGCGAUUCCAAGUUGUAUGUACUUUGCAUCUGCAGCUCGAUCUUUAGAUGUGUAUAGUCAGAACAGCUUAAUUAGCUUGUCGUCGUCAGAUUCGUUUAAUUAUGAUUCCGAUUGUUUUGAAACAACAAAUAGACCUGUCCAUUGCUGAA
Molecule: messenger RNA, 908 nt
Organism: Brachypodium distachyon (stiff brome)
Lineage: Eukaryota; Viridiplantae; Streptophyta; Magnoliopsida; Poales; Poaceae
Product: elicitor-responsive protein 1
Exons: 5
Coding region: 198-662 (154 amino acids)
Source: RefSeq, a predicted model, not a curated record